GGUUCAGGAUCCGACCCCUCCUGGAGCCCCAAAUCCCCCCCUCGCUGCCCCGCAGCACAAACAGGAGCUGGGUCCUUUGGGAUCCCAAAUUCCCAAAAUCCCAAUUCCAGCUGGAAACCCUCUCUCAGUUUCCCCAGCCGCAGCCAUGGGAUCGCAGCUGGAAGGGGCCAUGGAGACCCUGAUCAAUGUCUUCCACCACUACUCGGGCAAGGAGGGCGACAAGUACAAGCUGAGCAAGAAGGAGCUCAAGGAGCUGCUGCAGAGCGAGCUGGGAUGUUUCCUGGAGACCCAAAAGGACGCGGGGGCCGUGGAGAAGAUCAUGCAGGACCUGGAUGAGAACGGCGACGGGGAGGUGGAUUUCCAGGAAUUCGUGGUCCUGGUGGCCGCCCUGACCGUGGCCUGCAACACUUUCUUCUGGGAGAACGCCUGACCCCCCACUCCUGCUGCUUUGGUUCCCAAAAUCCAGAGCCCCCAGCACCCCCCGGCUCACCCCCUCUGCUCCCCAGCGUUCCCAGGGGAUCCCACUGGGAUCCAGCUCCACAAUAAAG
Messenger RNA from Ficedula albicollis (Collared flycatcher), 548 nucleotides. RefSeq names its product S100 calcium binding protein A1 (gene S100A1). NCBI's taxonomy places the organism in Eukaryota, Metazoa, Chordata, Aves, Passeriformes, Muscicapidae. The transcript has 3 exons. The record is from RefSeq and is a predicted model, not a curated record. Bases 146 to 430 code for a protein of 94 amino acids. Gene Ontology annotation, cellular component: sarcoplasmic reticulum. Gene Ontology annotation, molecular function: calcium ion binding; S100 protein binding.